Molecule: messenger RNA, 1995 nt
Organism: Hibiscus syriacus
Lineage: Eukaryota; Viridiplantae; Streptophyta; Magnoliopsida; Malvales; Malvaceae
Product: probable carotenoid cleavage dioxygenase 4, chloroplastic
Exons: 1
Coding region: 122-1819 (565 amino acids)
Biological process (GO): carotene catabolic process
Cellular component (GO): chloroplast stroma
Molecular function (GO): carotenoid dioxygenase activity
Source: RefSeq, a predicted model, not a curated record
CCCACAUUUGAGAUUAAAUAAGACAGCGACACUCGGCUUCAUUCGUGCAGCACUCCUAUCCUUCCUUGCUUACCGCAUUAACAAAUCUCUUACCAUCGUUGUUGCCGGUUCUUAUCUCAACAUGAACGCUAUCUCCUUCCGCUUUCUCCCACAACUCGUCUUUAGGCCGAUUUCAAUGCAAUCAUUACCACCUUCCCUUAGCACUAGACCUAAUGAAACUAAGUCCCAAGCUUCUAAUAUCCAAAGUCCACCACUAACUGUUCUCUCCUCAUCCAUUGGUGCCACGGUGAACACACGUAUAUUCGAUACGUUCGAAGAUAUUAUCCACAACUUCAUAGACCCUCCUCCUCUCCCUGCAGUUGAUCCCAGGCUUGUGCUGUCGGGCAACUUUGCACCUGUUAAUGAGCUCCCUCCAACAGAGUGUGAGGUGAUACAGGGAGCCCUUCCUUCAUGCCUAGACGGUGCGUACAUACGCAAUGGCCCCAAUCCACAGUACUUCCCUCGCGGCUCCUACCAACUGUUUGAUGGUGAUGGCAUGCUUCACUCCCUUAGAAUUUCCCAAGGCAGAGCCACUCUUUGCAGCCGUCAUGUCAAGACAUACAAGUAUACCACCGAGCGAAAUUUGGGGUCUCCGAUUGUUCCCAAUUUGUUUUCAAGCUUCACCAGCCUUCCCGCUUGCAUUGCUCGUGGUUUUCUUUUGGCAGCUAGGAUUAUAAUCGGUCUCUAUGAUCCUACAAAUGGCAUUGGUGUUGCUAACACUAGUUUGGCCUUGUUCGGCAAUCGUCUAUACGCGCUCUGCGAGAGUGAUUUACCAUAUGCUGUACGCUUGACGUCCGAUGGUGAUAUAGAGACAUUAGGUCGCCAUGACUUUGGUGGAACACUGUUAACUAACAUGACCGCUCACCCCAAGGUAGACCCCGAUAGCGGCGAGGCUUUCGGUUUCCGAUAUGGUCCGAUUCGUCCAUUUCUAACUUACUUUUACUUCGAUGCAAACGGAAACAAACACCCAGAUGUGCACAUUAUGUCUAUGCCACAUCCAACUUUCGUCCAUGAUUUCGCAAUAACGAAGAAGUACGCCUUAUUUCCCGACAUACAAAUGAGAAUGAAAAAGCCUAUAGAAAUGAUUUUCCAAGGAGGGAAUCCUAUGGUUUCAGAUCCAACCAAAGUGGCAAGAGUUGGAGUCAUCCCUAGGUACGCCAAAAACGAGUCAGAAAUGAGAUGGUUCAACUUGCCAGGGUUCAACCCUAUGCAUUUCGUGAAUGCUUGGGAGGAGGACGAUGGGAAUGCAAUAGUUAUGUUAGCAUCAAGCGUAACAUCAAUAGAACAUGCAUUGCAGAGAUUUGACCUUGUUCGGAACAGGAUGGAGAAAGUUCAAAUCAACGUAAACACAGGGAUGGUGAUGAGGCAACCGAUCUCAUCAAGGAAUCUGGACUUGGCAGUGAUAAACCCAUCGUACUUGGCAAAAAAGAACAAGUAUGUGUACUCUGGUGUUGGUGAGCCAUUGCCGAAAAUGUCGGGAGUUGUGAAGCUAGAUUUGUCCAAAGGAGAGUCCAAGGACUGUACGGUGGCAAGCAGGAUGUACGGGCCAGGAUGUUACGGUGGAGAGCCCUUCUUUGUUGCGAAGGAAGCCGAGAAUUCGGAGGAUGAUGGGUAUUUGUUGACCUAUGUUCAUGAUGAGAACACGGGAGAAUCAAGGUUCCUGGUGAUGGAUGCGAAGUCGCCCGAUCUUGACAUUGUGGCUACCGUGAAGCUGCCACAGCGCGUUCCCUAUGGCUUCCAUGGACUUUUUGUCAAGGAAAGUGAACUCAACAAAUUUUAGGGCUAUAUAUAUAUUACCGAACCAAUAAUCUCUUUCUGAUACAAAUAUAUUAUGUUAUUGUGGUCUGUUUUCUUUACUGCAAUUGUGGACUGCAUAUAUUUUCACAACACACCAUCUGUUUAAAGUAGCUUCAAUGUCAACCUCAAAUUACAACUUCUCAGUCAUUAGUAUUCCAA